AUGCCGAUGAUAUUGUUCGAUCAGAACUACGAUGGAAAUCAAGAGAAGAAACUAAAGCAAAUCAGGAUCACUCUAAAAGAACGAUUGGACACUUCAAAGACCCUUGACGAAGAGAUUCUACAGCUUAUCGAAGCUGACGAGGAAAUAUCUACCGAGAUCGAAGAAGCAGGAAAAUAUCGCGAGAGUGUACACGAAAUGAUUGUAAAUAUCGACAGUGUGCUCGAGGCCAAACCGAUUAAUGAAACUAUGUCUAUGAGUAUGAGCGAGUCACAGCAACUAUCUACACCAGGACAUUAUCAACCGACAAUAAAACAUGCAAAGUUGCCAAAACUUACUCUAAAACAAUUUGAUGGACAGCCAUGCGAAUGGCAAGCAUUUUGGGACAGUUUUAAGUGCGCAAUACAUGAGAAUCCGGGGUUAUCCGACGUGGAUAAAUUCAAUUACUUAAAAAGUUUACUGGAAAAGUCCGCAGCAGCCACGAUCGAGGGUUUAUCGUUGACAGAGAGUAACUAUGAAACUGCGAUUGAACUAUUACAGCAAAGAUUCGGAGACAAACAAGUUUUCAUUAGUAGCCAUAGUUUAUUAAUUAUGGAUAGUUUAUUAAAACUCACACAACUACGAUCAUCUACCGAUACUAAAGGAUUACGGCGUCUUUACGAUCAAAUCGAAGUACACGUGAGAGGGCUAAAAUCGUUAGACGUGCCAGACACGGAUUACGGAGCGUUGUUAUUACCGAUUUUAAUUGGCAAAAUACCCGACGAAAUACGCAUUUUACGCAACAUGACAGGCGAAACAUGGAAUUUGAAUACGUUACUUGAGAAUUUUCGCGAGGAAUUGGAAAACCGGGAAAGAUGCGAAGGAAUUCAAGCUUUAUCUUUUAGAGACGGUCGAAAUUCCAACGAACAACGAGGAGGGAGAAAAUAUUCGAACACGCCAUUUACGGCAGCAGCGCGGAUAAGACAACUAUUAACUGUUCGUUUUGUCAAAAAGAACAUACGUCAGCUAGUUGUUUUGUUGUUACGGAUAUCGAAGCAAGAAAACAGAUCUUACGAAAGCAAGGACGAUGUUUUUUGUGUCUCAAACGAAAUCAUAUCGCUCGGGAUUGCGAAUCAAGGUAUAUGUGCAAAUAUUGCUCGGGAAAGCAUCAUGUUAGUCUGUGUAAUAUAAAUUCGAGACAGUCCUUAGCAACAAAUUCGAGACAGUCCCUAGCAACGAGACAAGAAUUAAAUUCCAGACAGCAAUUAAGAAAUGUACAAGAUAGUCUAGAUAAAGAACAAACAACACAAUCAAUGGACACGAAAAACACAGGAAGCACGAAAGAGACCAGAAAUUAUCAGGUAUGUUUACAAGAUUCGGUCUUAUUACAAACAGCCAAGGCGAAAGUUGGCGUUGGAAACAAGAAGUUGACCACUGAGAUAAGAGUUAUUUUUUAUUCGGGCAGCCAGAGAAGUUAUUUAACGCAACGAGUGCGAAAUAAGUUGCAAUUGCCCACAGGAAGUACAGAGUCUUUACGAAUAAAAACAUUCGGGGAAUGCGAAACUGAACUAACUGCUUCUUGUGAGAUAGUGAACUUAGCAGUUGGGGACAUUACUGGUAGAACUAGAACACAAGUAGAAGGAUUUGUUGUGCCAGUGAUUUGUGCACCGCUAGGAAAUCAAGAAAUUGACCGAGCCCAAGUAGAGUACAAACAUUUGAGUGACUUAAACUUGGCCGAUAAUAAUGAAGGGGACGGUGUAGCAGAGAUAGAUUUAUUAAUCGGAGCGGAUCAAAUCGGUAAAUUUUUCACUGGCAAGAUAAGACGGGGGGAGAAUGCCAAUAGUCCAAUUGCAAGCGAAACAAUCCUGGGAUGGGUUUUGUCAGGCCCAAUGUCAUCAUCAAGAAAGAAAACUACUCUGUCUUCUGUGAACUUUGUUUCAACUCAUGUAUUGAGAGUAGGCUUAGCAGCCGAAUUGCCAAGUGUGGAGAAUGAAAAACAACCUGAGGAGUUAUUACAUCGUCUGUGGGAUUUAGAGUCAAUUGGUAUAACAGACAAAGAGACGGUGCAUGAGUCAUUUGAAAGAAAUGUAUCUUUUGAGAAGGGUAGAUAUCACGUUAAAUUACCCCUGAAAGAAAAACAUGAUAUUUUACCGGACAAUUAUGGUUUAAGUCUAGCACGACUAGACUCGCAAGUGAAACGUUUAAGGCAAGAACCCAGUCUAUUUGAGGAAUACAACCAGAUAUUUAAAGAGCAAUUAAGUCAAGGAAUUGUUGAAAAGGUUGAAGAUCCAAAUGAAGACUCAGUACCAGGCACUACACGCUAUCUCCCACACCAAGCAGUGGUACGAAAAGAUGCAACCACCACAAAGGUGCGAGUUGUUUACGAUGCCAGUGCGAAAGUUAAACCAAAGUGCCCAUCUCUGAAUGAUUGCGUUCACACUGGACCUUCCCUGGCUACAGAUAUUCUAAAGGUUCUUUUGGGUUUUCGAAGACGGAGAAUUGGAAUGGUUGCAGAUAUUGAGAAAGCUUUUCUCAAUGUUGCUAUUGAUGAGGAACAAAAGGACAUGAUGCGGUUCUUGUGGAUCGAUGACAUAAACAAGGACAAUCCAUAUGUAGAAGUCUACCGCUUCUGUAGGGUUAUUUUUGGCAUGAAAUGCUCUCCAUUUCUCCUGAAUGCAACAUUACGUCACCACAUUAUGAAUUACUAUUAUGAUGACCCUGGCUUUGCAGAAAGAAUUUUACGUUGAUGAUUGGUCAGGAGGAGGAGAAUCCACGGAUGAUGCAUAUACAAUGUAUCGGCAGAUGAAAUCUUGUUUCGCAGCUGGCAAUUUUAAUCUACGGAAAUGGGCUACCAAUAGUCCAGUAUUGAUGGAUCAGAUUCAGAAUGACGAGGAAGUAUUAAAGUCACUAACCACAGCAUUUGAACAACACCGGUGAAAGUUCAUAUGCUAAAGAGUCAAUUGGCGGUCUGGAAGAAACAGAAACUUCGAAGGAACAUAAGGUACUUGGGAUGAAUUGAGAUACUGACAGUGAUACUUUUGUUUUAAAGUUAACAAAAGUUGUUCAAUUUGCAAGAAAUUUAGAGCCAACAAAACGGAACGUUUUGAAGAUAGCAGCAAAACUCUUUGAUCCACUCGGACUUCUCUCGCCAGUUACUGUCUUGCUGAGAAUGCUUCUACAAGAAUUGUGUGCAGCUAAGUAUGAAUGGGAUGCAGUUAUAUCAGAAUCCAACCAGAAGUGCUGGAGAAAUGGAUUGAUGAUUUAGAGACGGUGAGUUCUAUAGUUGUACCUAGAUAUUACUUUUUGGAAGAGGAGAGGCAUCCUGAGAGUGUGACUCUUCACGGAUUUGGAGAUGCUUCCCAAAAGGCUUGUUGUGCUGUCAUUUAUAUAUGCUUGGAAACAGACAGUGGCUGCACAACAAAUCUAGUCGCCUCAAAAGUAGAGUCGCCCCAUUAGCACCAAUGUCUAUCCCUCGACUUGAGCUAAUUGCAGCAUUGAUGUUAGCACGUCUCAUAUCAGUUGUUAAAGAGACUCUAAGCAAAAUCUUUAACAUCAUGGAGACCACUUGUUGGACGGACAGCUCCACUGUCCUUCACUGAAUUAAGGGUAAAAAAGAUUAUAAACAAUUUGUACAAAACAGAAUCGACGAAAUUCUACGAUUAACUGAUUCGGAAACUUGGCGAUUUUGACCAGGUUUAGAAAACCCAGCGGAUAUUGGUUCUCGUGGACAGAAGGCCUCAGAACUAGCACAAAAUGAUUUAUGGUGGAAAGGCCCGCAAUGGUUAACACUUGAUCCCUCUGCAUACCCAGAUCCUGAGUUUGCACAAAGUGAUGUAGAACUCACCGACGAGUGCAUGAAAGAAUGUCGCGUUAAAUUACCUACCAAGGGGAAUACCACGGUGGUUAAUGUGGCAAAUGUUAGUGAAACACAUCCACCAGAAACAGUCGGUUCAACAAAACUCUCAGAGAUAAUAGACCACAAGUCUUACAGUAGCGUAACCAAGUUGUUUCGUGUUACAGCGUGGGUUAAGAGAUUCAUUAGAAAUCUCAAAACGAAGAAAGCCUGUGGUAAAAUUGAUCCAUUGUUAAAGCCAAGCACACUCACUAUUGAGGAAAUUAAUGAUGCAGAGAAAAUUUGGAUCAGAGAAAUACAGGAACAUGUGAAUAAACAGAAGAAUUACCAAGAUUUGACCAACCAACUCGGACUUUAUGCCGAUAAAGAUCAUUAUCAGAUGUAAAAAAAGAAUGGAGAAUGCAUCUUCUAACGUGGAAACAAGGGGUCCAAUUCUCUUGCCGAGAGAUACAGCAUUACUCAAUUGAUCGUGGAGUCCUGUCACAAGAAAGUCAACAAACAUGGAGGAAUAAAGGAGACACUAACAGAGUUGAGGAGUAAAUAUUGGAUUCCAAAAGGUCGUCAAUUGGUGAGAUACAUUCUUAAUCGAUGUGUGAAGUAGCUCUACAUUUGGAACUAGUACAUGACUUAUCAACUAUAGCCUUUAUUCGUUGUUUAAGACGUUUUAUAGCAAGGAGAGGAACUCCAGUACCCAUUACAUCGAAUAACGCUAAGACCUUUAAAAAGGCAGAUAAGGAACUUGCGGAAUUGUUCAAAGGUACGAAACUGGCAACUGUUAGGAUCAAAUGGAACUUCAUAUUGGAACGUGCCCCAUGGCGGGGUGGAUACUAUGAACGUAUGGUACAGCUAGUUAAGAGGAGUCUGCGUAAAAUACUCGGAAAUGCGAGAUUAACAUUUUAAGAGUUAACGACGGUGUUGACAGAAGUUGAGGGAUCACUCAAUUCUCGCCCAUUGACUUACAGUGCGUAUAUUCGGAAUUGUCUGACGGAGAACCAUUGACACCAUCACAUCUCGAAAUCGGAAGGCGGAUAUCAACAUUACCAGAUCCAGAGGAAUUUAGUGACAGUGAGGAAGAUAGUAAUGCAGUUGUACGGAGACAACGAUACUUGAGUCAAUUGUUGCAGCACUUCUGGAAGAGAUAGAAGAAGGAGUACUCAGCUGACCUACGGGAAUUUCAUCGAAAUACUACAUAUACCAACAAUACGGUUCGGGAAGUAGAAGUUGGGGAAGUAGUUCUUGUGCAAGGAGAAUAUCUACCUAGGAGUCAAUGGAAGAUCGGUAGAGUUGAAGCUUUGCUUAAAAGUAAAGACGGUGAAGUACGAGGUGUAAAGUUACGAGCGUUGAAUAAGAAAGGGAAGCCAAUCGUAUUACGACGUCCAAUUCAAAAGCUUGUGCCAUUAGAGAUCAAGGAAGAAAGAAAAAACGAGGACAGCAAGGAUCCAAAAGACGAUGCAGACAUUCAGAACGAAGUAAAACCAACAAGACAAAGGAGAAUAGCGGCAGCAAACGCAGACUUGAAAAGACAGUCCAUGAUUGACCAGUUGUGA
Molecule: messenger RNA, 5376 nt
Organism: Paramuricea clavata
Lineage: Eukaryota; Metazoa; Cnidaria; Anthozoa; Malacalcyonacea; Plexauridae
Source: the annotation of a GenBank genome assembly